GCGACAGUGGAAGAUGCACAGAGUCAGCCUGCCAGAAUCAGGGAGACAUCCAUGGGAAUUGACAGAAGCUCCAAGCUUACUUAGAUGUUUUGUGUUGCUGGGUUUUAGGGCUAAGAUUCUUCAAAUUAAAACUCGACUGAAAGGGAAUACACCUCUGAAAACUCCAGUCAACAUUCAGAGCACGUUGCCCUGCAUAACAUUACAUGAACUGGAUUCUUAUGCCUUCCAAGUGGGACUAUGAUCACAAGAGGAUGGAGCAGUCAACUCACAGCAUCAGUGAGGAUUAAGAGAGAUAUCAUCUUUUAAUUCUAUCACCUGCCAACUUCUUCACACCAAUCUCCAGCCACCGCCAACUAACCUCAAAAGUCUUCUCCCCAAGUGCUCUGCGUCAACAUCCCACAGGGAUUCCUGCUGCGGGAACAGGGAGCCGAAGGUUAAGCACAAGGGCUCAAAAGUCAGGGGUCAGGGGUCGGCACACAGAUCUCUAUUUCACAUUUCACAUCAGUAUGUUGUUCAUUGACCCCCACUGCAUUGUAUUAUAAUGCGCAAAUGGAUGCUGACAUGGAACCUUCAAAAUCUGUUCUCGGGACUGUACCUGCAUGCAAUCUUCCUGUUUGGUAGCGUGUGUGUGGUCUACAGUGACUGCACUCCUGAGCAACUUGCCGCCAUUAUGAACUGCUCCAGACACGAGCGCCACACCAGGAACUAUGACUACAUGGAGGGAGGAGAUGUGCGCAUCCGACAGCUGUUCAGCCGCACGCAAUGGUUCCUGACAAUUGAUGAUUUUGGCAACAUCAAUGGAACACAAGACCCAACCAACUGCCACAGUAUCCUGGAGAUCAGGACAGUGUCUGAGGGGGGCAUCCUUGCCAUCAAAGGCGUGAAGAGUCAGUAUUAUAUCUCCAUGAACAAGGCUGGACAGCUGCAAGGCAAGAGGAUCUACAAUGAAAACUGCAACUUCAAGGAGGUUUUCCUAGAAAACUACUUCAAUGCUUACUCCUCUGUAAAGUGGACUAAAAAUGGCAAAGAAAUGUUCAUAGCUCUUUCUCAGAAGGGAAGGCCGAUGCGAGGAAAGAAGACCAGGAGGGAGCAUGUUGCAUCGCAUUUCAUCCCAAUGAAGUGUAGAGAAGAGGAGAGGAGGGUGGAGUAAAAAGUAGAGGACUAAUGAAUUGCAAAUUAUAUCAGAUUUCAGUCAAAUAUCAUAUAUGUUAACAGACACAUUUAAACUCUUUAACAGCAUCACACUCAUCCACUCUCCUCCAGUUUGAUCUUUUAUGAUCUACUACUUUUUGUCAUUCUCAUUUCAAAGUAAGGUAUCAGAUUGGCAUGUUUGAGUACUCCAAACAACCUGAAAAUAAGAUGCUGAAACAAAAAAAUUGUGACAUUUUUUAAGUAACUUCCAUUGGUACGCCAAAUGUAAAACUAAUAAAACCUAUUCAAUGUUAUUAUUAUUUUGAGUAUUACAUUUCCUUACAAAACAUUUAAGUGUUUUCUUAUAAAACAGUCAAAUGUAUUACGCACAGUCGGACUGUAUCCUCUUCCAAAGAUUUACACCCUGCUGGAUGAGAAGACCUGUGAUGGUCAGCAGAAAGGUCCAGAGAAGAGAUUUGGCUUGACCAAGACGUCCUGAAGCAAGCUGGACUUGUGUUUUUUUAAUGGUACAAGUGCUCAGAGCACACGAAACUAAGGCAGGGUGGAUGGCACGCCCAUUAACAUUGUGUGCGUGUAGGAGUCUUUUUUGUACUGAUCUGUUGUGAACCAUCUGUCCUUCCUGCAGUGAAAACUCUGAUCAUUGUAGCUGUUCACUGAUUCCCUCUUCAUUAUUGAGGUGUGAUUUUGAGGUGUGAUUUUGAAAGCUAAAAUAUUCUGCUGCUGCUGAAAAGAU
Molecule: messenger RNA, 1885 nt
Organism: Cheilinus undulatus (humphead wrasse)
Lineage: Eukaryota; Metazoa; Chordata; Actinopteri; Labriformes; Labridae
Gene: fgf7
Product: fibroblast growth factor 7
Exons: 4
Coding region: 542-1150 (202 amino acids)
Biological process (GO): animal organ morphogenesis; regulation of cell migration; cell differentiation
Cellular component (GO): cytoplasm
Molecular function (GO): type 2 fibroblast growth factor receptor binding; growth factor activity
Source: RefSeq, a predicted model, not a curated record